Molecule: messenger RNA, 2126 nt
Organism: Quercus lobata
Lineage: Eukaryota; Viridiplantae; Streptophyta; Magnoliopsida; Fagales; Fagaceae
Product: phosphoinositide binding protein
Exons: 9
Coding region: 582-1823 (413 amino acids)
Source: RefSeq, a predicted model, not a curated record
UGGGUCUUAGCUCUUAAUGGAGUGGAAAACAAAAGCACCCAUGUACGUUGGGGACAAGAAUGAUUGAUCUUGAGUUGGGUCCUUUCAUAUAGUAUAAAGAAUGUACCAAGUACCUCCACUUCUAUUGCUUUUAUUUUCUUCAAUAAAGAAACAAGCAAGCAAUUGGACUCACCCUCUUAUUAAAUGUCUAACUGUUCUUCAUCUUCAUCAUCUUGCUCUUGCUUUCUUACUAUUUAGAAGUUGCACUCUUGCCACUAUCUUUGAAGAGCCUCAACUGAGUGUGCACGUAUUACAAUUGAAAAGGCGCCGUUUGGCUUCUUGCAUUGAUUUCAGCUCUAUAAAAUAAGAAAAGCAUUUUCAAGACGUAUAAAGAAUGUACCACGUAUUCCUCCACUUCUAGUGCUUUGAAUUUGUUCAAUAAUGUAACAAGCAACUUGGUCUCACACUACUCUCACCUCCCUUGUUAAAUAUCUAACUGUUCUCCCUCUUCAUCAUCAUCAUCUUGUUCUUGCUUUCUUAGUAUCAGAAGUAGCAGCCUUGUCAUUCUCUUGAAGACUUGAGUGGAAGUAUUAGUGUUGAAAAUGAGCUCGUGUGUCGCCAAAUGCUUGUCGCAUCGGCUGGAGAACAUAGAUGAAAAUGCUCCACCAAAGUGGCUGCCAAUAUCUUCUGCCCAACCUGAAACUCCAACUGAGUCCAUGGAGUUUCUUGCCAGAUCAUGGAGUCUUUCAGCGAUGGAACUAUCCAAAGCUCUUACCAGCACAGAUAUUGCUUCUAAUAUUCUUGAGAAGACACCAUUAAGCUCCAUUGGCAUUGAAGCACAUGAUGCAACUCAUGCAAGUUCUAUGACUUCAAAAGAAUAUCAGUUACCAAGUGGGGACAGCCCUCCAAUUUCACCAAGAGACAGUGAUGAAAUGAAGGAAAUAUUUUUACUUCAUCAAGCACUCAAUCCAGAGUUCAUUUCCAGUCAACUGCUCACAAAUGGGCUAUACAGGAGCUUACUGAGAGGGAAAACAAUGGGGAGGUGGUUAAAAGAUCAGAAGGAAAGGAAGAAGCAGGAAAUCCGAACCCAAAAUGCACAGUUGCAUGCAGCAGUAUCUGUGGCAGGGGUUGCUGCUGCUGUUGCGGCACUUGCAGCUUCAAAUGCAUCUCCUGAUAUGUCAGCUGCCCAUCCGAAAAUGCCUUCCAAAAUAUCUACAACAAUAGCAUCUGCAGCAGCUCUAGUAGCAUCCCAUUGCAUUGAGAUUGCAGAGGAAAUGGGAGCUGAUCAUAACCAUAUCUCAACAACAGUCAACUCUGCAAUUAAUGCAAGGACUAACGGAGAUAUCAUGACCCUAACAGCUGGAGCAGCUACAGCCUUAAGAGCAGCUGCCACCCUAAGGGCCAGGCUGCAAAAGGGGUAUGGAGCUGCAACGUUUGCUCAGGCUGACGAAAUGGGUGAAGAAGGCAAAGAACCUAACAUCUUGACAGCUUUGAACUUUGUCUCUAAAGGAGGAGAGCUUCUCAAACGUACAAGGAAAGGGGCUCUCCACUGGAAGCGAGUUUCUUUCAACAUAAAUUCAAAUUGGCAGGUUGUAGCUAAAAUGAAAAGCAAGCACAUGGCAGGAACAUUUACUAAAACAAAGAAAUGUAUAGUCUCUGGGGUCUACAAUGACACACCAGCAUGGCCCGGAAGGGAGAGGGAAGAUGCUAGUGAACACAUGGCUUAUUUUGGGAUAAAAACAGUUGACAGAGUAAUUGAAUUUGAAUGCAGAAGUAAAGGAGAAAAACACAUGUGGACUAAGGGGAUCCAGCAUAUGUUGAAUUGCCGUGCCAACAUAAACUAAUGCUGAUAACAGUUUACAAUUUGAAAUACUGUAAAAUUGGAUUUUCAUUUUUUUUAGCCAUCAUAACAAUUAACUUGUUGUGUACAUCAAAUGUCUAUGUUCAUAAUGAGAGAUGGCCAAGAUAAACAAUUUUAUUUGUUGUUACCGGGAGAUCCAACUGCACUAUAGCAAUAGUGGACUCUAGACCAUCCAUCAAAGGAGGUUCAAGUCUAACUUGAACAAUCUGAGUGAUUGUAACUUUCCUGAAGCAAUAAUCUGUGCAAGUUCUCUCCCUGGUGUGAGUAUAAUGAAAUUUUAUUGUUA